AAACGGCAGCCGGCCGCCAAGGAGCGUGGAUGUGCGUGUUGGUGCGUGCUGUUGCGCGUCGUAGUUGUGCGGAGUUGCGAGCUGCCGUCUGCUGUGCGACAUGUGACACGACCAGAGGCCGCAACAGGUGAUGUUCGCGCUGGUGUCGCUGGCGGCGUGCUUGUGGUCAGCGCUGCGGCCGGCCGCCGCCGUCUCGUGCGAGGAGGCCCGGCUGCGCUGCGCCUACCGCCGCGGCUGCGGCAUGGCGCUCAGCAAGUACGUGGUGGGCUGCUCGGCCGUGCUGCACGGCGACUCCCCCCUCUGCCCCGAGGCGUGCCAGCUGGCGCUCAUCGCGCUCACGUCGUCCGAGGAGGGCCAGCAGCUCAUGACGUGCGACUGCUCGGACGACCUGUGCCACGACUCGAAGCAACGGGCGGAGAUAUGCCGACCGCAAGUGCUGGUCGCCACCCGCAAUGAAACUGUGGUGAGCUGCCACGUGGCACAGUGGAUCUGCGCCGCCGACGCGCUCUGCUCCACGGCGCUGGACUACUACCACCGCUUCUGCCGCCCCAUGUUCCACGGCCGCAAGUGCACGCCGCGCUGCAACAACAGCAUCUCCAUCCUGCGGCGCCAGGAGAAGGCGGCCAAGCUGGGCAGCUGCCGCUGCGACGGCCGCGAGGAGUACGACUGCCCGCGCAUCCAAGCCAACAUGGCGCGCCUGUGCUUCCACCACGAGCAGCAGGCCGAGUCUCUGCCGCCGACGCCUGCGAGGACCGCCCAAGGAAGUGGUGCUCGCCCUUCGGCCACCAUCUGGUCCGCGCUUCUGGUGCUGGUGUGCUGCCUCGUCACUUGACCCAGGGCGGAUACUUCAGCAGCGAAAACUGCACACUCGCACUUCUACCUCAAGCACCGCUGGCUGUCUUUACGACACUAUGACACUCUGUGGCCACACGUAUGUACCCUGUAGAGUGACUCGUCCCCCAGGUUUGUCGUAAUGUGCAGUGUGUCUCGAGGCGAAUGCUACAGUGGCGACAACAACCGCACAUUCACCCAUCUACCUCAAGCAGCGUUAGCUGCCCUCACACCACAAAGCAUAUUAUAUCAACCAUAAAGAUGGUAGCAUCUGCCACAUGUGAUAUUCAGUACUUAGCUUGAUUUUGUUUGGUCGGUAGCCAACGUUAUAAAUUAAGUAGAUGUUUAUAUGGUCUCUUAAGGUUCGGUGUCACCUGUCACAUACUUAGUGUUGAUGAUUUUAAUUUUAUUGAUAUUAGCUGAUAUUGUUCUGUAAAUACAAUUCGAUAGCUGUCUUGAUAUUGUGGUUGGCUCAUAUUUUCAAUCUGUUAAAAGCCUUUGGAAGUUAUCAUAAUUAUGAAUACUUGGGUGACUCUUUCCCACUCUUUGACUAUACUUAGUAAAUAUAUGUAGAGAAAAUUGAGAUGAAACUGAAAUAAGAAUGCUAUUGUGACAAAUUUUCAGGAAAACCACUAAAAUAAUAGUUAUGACAAUAAAAUUAAAUAAAA
This is a messenger RNA of Bacillus rossius redtenbacheri, 1499 nucleotides long. RefSeq names its product growth arrest-specific protein 1-like. The record is from RefSeq and is a predicted model, not a curated record. Gene Ontology annotation, biological process: regulation of cell cycle. The transcript has 4 exons. Lineage: Eukaryota; Metazoa; Arthropoda; Insecta; Phasmatodea; Bacillidae. Bases 131 to 832 code for a protein of 233 amino acids.